AUUUAUACAUUCAAAUUUUUUAGGAGUUAUUUCAGUACACAAUAAUCUUUACUAUAGCCCACUUUAGCAUUAAUGAUUCACGCAGCGCGACGAGGCUUUACCUCUGACAGGAGGUUAUUUUAAUCGAAAAGGUUCGCUGGAAUCACGUGACCAACCAACACAGGCUGUCCCAGCGAGAGUUAGGGGUGCUGUGAAGAGUGGCCACCUCGCUCCUCGUGUCGUGGUGUCCAGAACGAGAGAAAAGUUGGAGAAAAAGUUUUGUAAGAGGAAAUACUACGCUUUAACUAGAUUUAGGCAACACCGGUGCUUUUGUCUGUUGUUUAAUUACUUUCAUGGGGUUUAUCGUUUCCUCUUUUUUUUGCUUUACUUUUUAAAUCAGUCAGAUUUAAUUUAAAAAAGUGUGUAUAUAUACAUAUGCAUUCGCACUGGUUACUCUUUUUAGUCUUCGUAAUAUCAAUGUUUCUGUACGAAGCCUCCGUGCUACAUCUGGUGGAGGAGAGCAGCCCGAAUCCGGGGAUAGUACAAUGAAGCCGUGCGUCCAUCUCCGAGACAAAGCAGCAGGAUGCUACGAAAGGACGGUAUUUCUCACAAAUCAGGGACAUUUCACUUGAACUCACCGAGAGGCCAAACAAAGAAUGAAGCCUCUGCAUGACAAGCUAUGACCAACAGAAAAGCACUGUAGAGCUCACAUUGCAAAGGGAAGACUUAAGAAUGAAGACCAAGUAUGCAAUCGUCUUUAUCUGUAUUGUGGCCCUGGUCAUCAUUGAAAAGGAAAGCAACAUCCUCUCUAGGGUCUCUGACAGAUUGAUCCAGAGGCAGAUGCCGCAGCAGCAGGAUUUCAGCAACAUAACACAAAAGGGCUCCUUGAUGGCACUCAAAAUGCUGCUGUCGCGACUCUCUGGUACAAGAAGGGAUAGCUCAAAUUUCUCAGAGGAAGAAGAGGAGGAAGAACUGGAUGAUUCGGGGACAUACAGCUACGCCGGUGGCCGUAAGCAUGUAUUACUCUUGGCCACCACACGGACAGGUUCCUCAUUUGUGGGGGAAUUUUUUAACCAGCACGGGGAGAACAUGUUCUAUCUGUUUGAGCCACUGUGGCACGUCGAGCGCAUGCUGACCCCGGCUGCAGAGGCAAACAAUGGGACGUUGUUGUCGGGAAUUUACCGAGAUGUACUCCAGGGGCUUUUCCUGUGUGAUUUCUCACCUCUUGAGAAGUUCAUCUCUCCCCCACCUCAGGACCAUGUCACCCCAUCUCUUUUCCGCAGAGAGUCUAGUUUAUCACUCUGUGAAGAACGGGUCUGCAGUCCUGUAAUCAGAGAUGUUUUUGAGAGGUAUCGCUGUAAGAGUCGUCGCUGUGGGCCACUGAACCUAACUCUUGCAUCUGAAUCCUGCCUUUCCAAACAACAUCAUGCCAUUAAGACUGUUCGUGUGCAUCAGUUGGACACACUACAGCCUUUGGUAGAGGACCCUCGCUUAGAUAUCAAAGUUAUCCAGCUAGUUCGAGAUCCAAGAGCUAUCUUAGCAUCGCGCAUGGUGGCAUUCUCUUCAAAAUAUCACACGUGGAAGGCUUGGGCGCAGAACGGCCAGGUGCCCGAAGAUGACGAGGAGGUGAAGAGGCUCAAAGGAAACUGUGAUCACAUUAGGAUGUCCGCAGAGGUUGGACUGAGCCAACCUCACUGGCUCAGGAACCGCUACAUGCUGGUCCGCUAUGAGGAUAUCGCCCUCUACCCUAUGCAAAAGGCAGAGGAGAUGUACAAGUUUGCAGGGAUACCAUUUAGUUCCCUGGCCAGGGAGUGGAUACUGAGGAACACCCAGACCACACAGAAAGCCAGCGGGAUUUACUCCACUCAGAAGAACUCAUCAGAGCAGGCAGAGAAAUGGAGAUUUACAAUUCCCUUUACAUUGGCUCAGGUAGUGCAGAGAGUGUGUGGACCCACCAUGAAGCUGUUCGGGUACAGAUUUGUGAAUGAUGAAAUGACACUGACCAACAAGUCCAUUAGUUUGCUUGAGGAUAGAUUAUUUAAUUAAACAGGAGGUGAACAUGUGAAUCUGCAAAAUACUACAGGGCAUGCAGUGCAUGAGAGCCAGCAGAAGCCAUUACUGUUCAGAUCGAAACAAAGGUGCCAUAAAAAUACAAAUAAAGGUGCCUCACAUGUAGGCCAUACAGUAAGAUGAUCGCCAAUGAUGUGCCUCAUUGAAAUAAUGAAAAGCUACUUGAUAAAGGGAAGUAUUUAUUUGCAUACUCUGUUCACUGAGUAGCCUGAAGAUUAAACUUUGUUUCAUGCUCUGUAUUUCAUUUAAAAAUGAAACAAGCACAGAUAUCAAGGCCAAAUGUGACAGAUUAUUAUGUAGGAUUUUUUUUUAAAAAAAUCUUUGUCAUGGUUGAAUUUUAAGUGACAAACUUAAAGUGAAAGUUAUGUGCAUAUGUUGUCUAAGGGAACUUUUUUCUUAGAGGACCUUAAGACCUUUUCUUAAUAACACCCAGUUUUGCUGGUUUCAUGUUUUCAUACAUCAGCAUUUCUAGGCAUUUGCUAGAGUUAUGUUUGAGUAGACAUGAUGUGCUGUGAUAGAGUUGAACAAAUCUUACUCAGGAAAAGUAUGUUGUGUCUCGAUGACAAGCAUUGAUAUUUUCUCAACAGUGUGCUGUGUAAGAGAAUAGGUUUUUCUUUUGAAAACUCUGAGAUUAGAGAAGAUGAAAUAAGAUUUAUUUAUCAAUUUAAAGAUGAUAUGAGAAGUAGUAACACUCAUAUAUCUAUAUGAAGUAUCUACAUUAAAUGUAAGUUUUUUGUUUUCUUUUAAAUCACACAACAGCUCAAAGUAAUAAAAUCACCCAAAAAUAUUAAGACCUGCAGGAUCUACCCUGUAAAGAUGCGUUGUUUUGAUAUGACCUGUGUAGGUGCACUCACUGGCCAGUUCAUUUGGUACACUUGUUCAGCUGUUUGUUAACACAAAUAUCUAAUCAGCCAUUCACAUGGCAGCAACUUGAUGCAUUUAGUUAUGUAUGCUGAAGUUAAAAUUGAGCAUCCGAAUGGGGAAGAGCAGUGAUUUAAGUGACUUUCAUGCUGUUGGUGCCAGAUAGGCUGAUCAGAAACUGAUCUGCUGGGAUUUUCCCCAUAACCAUUUCUAGGAUUUAGGGGAAAUGAUCUGAAAAAGAGAAAAUAUCCAGUAAGCUGCAGUUCUCUGGAAGAAAAUGCCAUGCUGAGGCCAGAGGGGAAUGGCAAGACAGGUUUGAGCAGAUAGGAAAGCAGCAGUAACUCAAACACUGUUGAAAGAUUUUAUGUUUUAUGUGUUUUUAUUCAUUGUUUUAUUAUCUUUCAUUAACAAGCAUAUCAUGAAGUGUUCAUAUAUUUCACAAGGUUGCUGAACUUUUCCACUGUUGUGCAAGCUGACAGUUAACCUACAACACAAGUAAGUUAAACAGGAAACAGAUGCAGCACCCAAACCACAAGAGUUGAAAAGUGCACCACGUUUCCUAGAAGAAGCAGCCAGACACACAUGUGACACACACACACCCACACACAACCGUUGGUUUAGAGCAGGGGUGGGCACCGAGGGCCGGUGUCCCUGCAGGUUUUACAUGUGUCCUUGAA
Molecule: messenger RNA, 3587 nt
Organism: Oreochromis aureus
Lineage: Eukaryota; Metazoa; Chordata; Actinopteri; Cichliformes; Cichlidae
Gene: chst3a
Product: carbohydrate (chondroitin 6) sulfotransferase 3a
Exons: 4
Coding region: 649-2025 (458 amino acids)
Biological process (GO): N-acetylglucosamine metabolic process; carbohydrate metabolic process
Cellular component (GO): Golgi membrane
Molecular function (GO): chondroitin 6-sulfotransferase activity; N-acetylglucosamine 6-O-sulfotransferase activity
Source: RefSeq, a predicted model, not a curated record